UGGCAACUGCAGCAGCUAGCAGCUAGCAGCUACAAGCCAGCAGUAAGCUGCUGCCGCUGCUGCGUUGUCCGUGAAAUUAAUGUAGUGAGACAAGGGGAUCGAAGAAACCCUCUCUCUCUCUCUCUCUGUUUAUUAUUAGGGUUUUAGAGAAUUUGGAGGGAGGGAGCUGGAGGGAAUGCGAUGUGUGAUGGGCUAAACAUUCCAAAGGGAUCAUUGACGCAUUUAAUGUAACUUCGCCCCCCUCGUCCGCUACACACUUAGAAACUAAGCCCCCAACUUGGGUCAGAGGGACCUAGCUCCUUGCCUCCUCCCCCCUCCCACCCACUCAUUCACUACUCUCUAUUAACUCUCUCUCUCUCUCUCGCUCUCUCACUCACUGACUCACUCAUAAAUCCACCUUUCUCCAAGAAACCGCUUUUCGAUUCCUACCCACCCAAACACUUACUAACUCUAUAUAUUAAUUCAAAAUCCACCAUACAAUAUAUAUAUAUAUAUAUAUAUGCACUAUUCUGUAUCCGUACUCCCACUCCCCCGCCAUCAUCACCAUACUUCUCUCCUUCUGCACCCUCUCUCUCUCUCUCUCUCUCUCUCUCUCUCUCUCGCUCUGAUCUGAGAAUUGAGCAUCAUUUUCUCUUCUUUCCUACUGUUCCCAUUUGCCUUAAGUUCAAUAAAUCAAUCUUGGUAUAUACAAAAAGUUGAAAUUCUUCAGGCUGAGAUCGAUCUAGCUAGAGCAAGUCUGGCCUGAAAUGUCAACAAUGGACACCCCCUCAGACCGUGUUUGUUAUGUCCACUGCAAUCUCUGCAACACCAUUCUAGCGGUUAAUGUUCCUUGCAAUAGUUUGUUCACCAUUGUUACAGUGAGAUGUGGCCAUUGUGCCAAUUUGUUGGCUGUUAAUAUGGGAGCUUUGUUUCAAACUACACUUCCUCUUCAUCAAGAUCUUCAGAAGCAAGUUGAGGUGAAUUCUGAAGAUAUAUUAACUAAGGAUGGUGGAUCAUCUUCCAAAUGCAACAAGUUCUCUCCAUAUGAUUAUCAGUCUGCCCAUCAGAAUGUUAUUGAGCAACCCAGAAUGCCUCCCAUACGCCCACCAGAGAAGAGACAACGCAUUCCUUCCGCAUACAACCGGUUUAUUAAGGAGGAAAUCCAAAGGAUAAAGGCCAGUAAUCCUGAAAUUAGCCACAGGGAAGCAUUUAGCACAGCAGCAAAGAAUUGGGCGCAUUUCCCUCACAUUCAGUUUGGGCUAAAACUUGAAGGCAACAAGCAGUCAAAGUUGAACGAGGCAUUUGAAGGAGAUCAAGGGGCUCCAAAGUCUCAUGGAUUCUACUAGCAGCUACCUAUUUAAAAAUGUAUGCUAGCUACUAUAUAGAUACCAUAUAUGCAUUAUGUAUUUAUUUAUCAUCGUCAUGAGCAGUACUGCUUCAAACUUAUUGCCUAUAUAUAUAUAAAGAGAGAGAGAAAACUACGUAUUGAGAUUGGUGGAAAUCUCUCCUAAUCAAACUGUAUGACCUUCAAAUCUCCAAAAUCUUACUAUAUGUGAAGGAGCUGGUAUUCUUUACAUGUAAUUUGGGUUGAAUACCAUGUAAUAAAGUAAAGGGUACCAUUGAAUAAUCUGCAUUUUUCCAUCAACUGCAUCUUCAAAUCUCCAAAACCUUACUAUAUGUGAAGGAACUAGUAUUCUUUGCAUGUAAUAUGUGUUGAAUACCAUGUAAUAAAGUAAAGAGUACCAUUGAAUAA
Malania oleifera is the source of this 1732-nucleotide messenger RNA. Its product is annotated as putative axial regulator YABBY 2. Bases 747 to 1325 code for a protein of 192 amino acids. Gene Ontology annotation, biological process: multicellular organism development; cell fate commitment. Gene Ontology annotation, cellular component: nucleus. Lineage: Eukaryota; Viridiplantae; Streptophyta; Magnoliopsida; Santalales; Ximeniaceae. The transcript is spliced from 6 exons. The record is from RefSeq and is a predicted model, not a curated record.